CCUAAACGACAUCAAAUGAAAAGGUUAUACUAUCAAAAACCUCAAGAUGAAUACAAACAUUCUUGUGGUGAUUGAUGAAAUCUAUUUUCUCUCUUUUUUUUUUAAAGCGUGUAUAUUAUAUAAUGAAAAUGGGACAUGUUAUUUGUACCGGAGAUACCACGCGGCUGGUUUGGAUAGAAAGAUCUCUUGUUACAAAGAGAGAUUGAGAAGUGGAAUUGUUGGUAUUAAGAAAGAUGAUGCUGUUGCUCUCUUUCAAUCCAUGCUUCGGUCUCGUCCUCUUCCUACGGUCAUAGAUUUCAGUAAACUGUUUACUGGCAUUGCCAAAACAAAACAGUAUGAUCUGGUGUUAUCUCUCUGCAAGCAAAUGGAAUCGAAUGGGAUUGCGCAUGACAUCUACACGCUGAGUAUUGUCAUCAAUUGCUUCUGCCGGUGUCGUCGCAAACUCGGUUUUGCUUUUGCUGUGAUGGGAAAGAUGUUUAAACUUGGGUAUAAGCCUGACACGGUCACAUUCUCAACUUUGAUAAACGGUUUAUGUCUUGAGGGUAGAGUCUCUGAAGCUGUGGAGUUAGUUGAUCGUAUGGUGGAAAUGGAGGUACUACCAAAUCUCAUCAUACUCAGCACUAUUGUUAAUGGGCUUUGUCUCCAAGGUAAAGUGUCUGAAGCAAUGGCUUUGAUAGAUCGAAUGGUGGAUAAUGAGUGCCAACCCAAUGCAGUUACUUAUGGUCUGAUUUUGAACAGAAUGUGUAAGUCAGAUAACACUGCCUUGGCCUUGGAUCUGCUCAGAAAGAUGGAACUUAGGAAGGUCAAGCUCGAUGUUGUCACACACAGUAUGAUUAUCGACGGUCUCUGCAAAGAUGGGAACCUCGAAGAUGCACUCAGCCUUUUCAAUGAAAUGAAAACCAAAGGGAUCAAAGCAGAUGUCUUUACCUACGACUCUCUCAUAGGUGGCUUCUGUAACGCUGGCAGAUGGGAUGACGGCGCACAGCUGCUGAAGGAUAUGAUUGCAAGGGAAAUCACACUAGACGUCAACACUUUCAGUGCUUUGAUUGAUAGUUUUGUGAAAGAAGGAAAGCUUACUGAGGCUAAAGAGUUGUACAAUGAGAUGAUCGUAAGAGGCAUAGAUCCUAAUACCAUUACAAAUAGUUCUUUGAUAUAUGGGCUGUGCAUGGAGAACCGCUUAGAUGAGGCCAACCAGAUGACGGAUCUGAUGGAUAGCAGGGGAUGCGAUCCUAAUAUUGUGACUUAUAGUAUCCUGUUAAACAAGGCUAAACUGGUUGAUGAAGGUAUGAGACUUUUCCGCAAAAUGUCUGUGGGAGGAGUGGUUGCAGAUACAGUCACUUAUAGCAGUCUAAUCCAAGGGUUUUGUCAAUCUGGGAAACUUAAUGUCGCCAAAGAACUCUUCCAAGAGAUGGUUUUUGAAGGUGUUCAUCCUAAUAUUAUGACUUAUGGUAUUUUGCUGGAAGGGUUGUGUGACAAUGGAAAAGUAGAAGAGGCUUUGGAAAUACUUGAAAAAAUGCACAAGUGUAUGAUUGAUCCUGGUAUUUGUAUCUAUAAUAUCAUCAUUCACGGCAUGUGCAAUGCUAGUAAGGUUGAUGAUGCUUGGGAUCUAUUCUGCAGCCUACCUUCGAAAGGAGUGAAGCCUGAUGUUAAGACGUACACCGUAAUGAUUGGAGGAUUAUGUAAGAAAGGCUCUUUGUCUGAAGCGGAUGCAUUGUUUAGGAAAAUAGAAGAGGAUGGGAUUACGCCAAUUAGUGGUACAUACAACACUCUUAUCAGGGCACAUCUCCGAGAAGGUGACUUAGCGACAUCAGCUAAACUUAUAGAAGAAAUGAAGAGUUGUGGGUUCUCUGCAGAUGCUUCCACGAUAAAGAUUGUUAUGGAUAUGUUAUCGGAUGGUAGAAUGAAGAAAAGCUUUCUGGAUUUGCUUUCUUAGAAUGUUUGGAUCUUAGUUUGCAAGAGACAAAAGUCCCGGUUAGUGUUUUGAUGAUGUGUAUUUGGGCUUAUUAGUUGAAACUAAGUUUGUUUGUUAACAUCUAAACAGAGCUUGAUGCCUUCAGCUUUGUCCUUUUUUUUUGUCGCUUCAAGUGUUUCGUUUCUGAUUUAUGCUGAUGUUUUCAGUUUACCGAAUGUGUAUCAAGUGCGUGCAAUCUUCACUUGGGCAAAACAUGGACUACUAUAAGUGAAGUGUGGACACAAAACCAUGGUUCAACCAUAGACAAAAUCUCAUGAAACUUCACUAAUGGAGACAUGCCGAUAUACAAAAUUCUAAAUGUUGUUUGUUGUAAUGACUUGUUAUGUCUUCUCUCGAGAUCCUUACCAGCUCCCAUAUUGCUCCU
Molecule: messenger RNA, 2336 nt
Organism: Brassica oleracea var. oleracea
Lineage: Eukaryota; Viridiplantae; Streptophyta; Magnoliopsida; Brassicales; Brassicaceae
Product: pentatricopeptide repeat-containing protein At1g12620-like
Exons: 1
Coding region: 47-1933 (628 amino acids)
Molecular function (GO): protein binding
Source: RefSeq, a predicted model, not a curated record